AUUGGAGGGAGGGCAGCGUCGCAGUUGAAGCGUUGCGGCGGGGCUGAGGCUCACCUGGGGCGGCGGGCGGCGGCUAUUAUUCCGGCGUCGGCGAGUUCGGCCGUGAUGAGGAGUCCUGCAGCCCGGUCCGUACGUGCCUGAAGCGGCUGCGCUGCGCUGCCGGGCCCCGAGAAGGCCUGCCGUGAGAACCCGUUAUCUCGGUGCUGCUAGGGAAGGUUUGCAUCUCAUUUCCGUUGGGCGCACCUUCUGGGCUCCUGCCUUCCCCGGAGGGGCUUUCGGCUGGCCGGCGGGCGGCUCCUGAUGCGGGCAACGUGACCGAGGAGGCUCCGGACAGUUAGCGUCAGCAGCUCGCACUGCUCGGAUCGGAAUCCGGGUCGCGCUCCGGCGAGGAUGUCUCGUCGCAGCAUACGCCUUGCCACAACCGGUUACUACCAGGAUGAUGACGAUGCUUCAAGCAGCAGUGGGGGCUCUGUCACCGUUGGUGCACCAUCCUACAGGGAGAGUCCUGUCAGGAUAUCCAAGAGAAAGUCAAACAGCAAGCGCUCGGGGCUUGCUUCUACACCUGGCAUCAAGCGUUCAACAUCCAACAGUUCAGUGAACAGUCAGAGCAGCUUUGCCAGUCAUGUCAGCAACGCUUCCACACACUCUCAGCAAUUUGCCGGCAUUUCCAGCUGGCAGGAGCCUGAGCCAGUCGCUGGAGGUACGUCUACCUUUGAGGACAAUUAUGAAGGGCUAACUGGGACGGUAAAGAGAGCAAAUGGUUUCAGGGCUGGGAUUCUGCCAAAACCUGCAGCUUCUUCCGAUAUCUACACAUCUUCAACAUCUGGUUACUCCUCAGAGGAUGAGCAGCUCGGUUCCGCACAGCCUGCAGCGACCUCUCCUGUUUCCAGAUUCUGGGGCUGGGUCUCGGUACUGUCUCCAGGUAAAGCUCUGUCCAUGAUGUACUGGUGGUUGGGCACAUCCUGGUACCGGUUAACAACAGCUGUCUCCUUGCUUGACGUCUUCACGCUCUCUAGGUGUGUCCCCUAUGUGAAGAAGUGGCUGCUGCUGGCGUUGCUGGCGUUAUUAUUGGGUGUUUGCCUCUUACUCUCAGCCAGAAGUAUCUGGUCUCGUGCUGAGAAGCCAGUGGAAGGAGCAGAAGUUGAGAAGAGGGUAGUUGGGUCUCGGAAGCCGGCAGCCCCUGUGCUGGACCUCACUCUACAGUCUGAAUUGCAGGCACGAGUGCAGAGAAUGGAGCAGCAGCUCGAACAGCUGACCACUGACUUCCGGGCUUGGCUGGCCCAAGGCAUUGGGCAGGGUCAGCCCAGGGAGGCGCAGCCCGAUCAUGUCACACCCCCACUGACACAGGCCCACAUCGGCAAGCUGCUCGGCGAGAUGACCAACCAGAAACUGGAGGAGCUUCGAGACAGCCUGCCCUUCGACUCACUGAGGAGGGUUCAGGCUGACGUAGCUGCCAUCCAGCAGAAGCAAGAGGGCCAGAUGGAGCCUGAACUACGAGCAGUUAGUAGUCAAAACCAGGAGAUGUUACAGAAGAUGAAGGGAGUGGAAUCUGCUGUUGAAAGCAUGACUGAUGAACAGAGGAAGUUACUGGCUGCAGUUGGCCAGUUGGAGGAGCAACUAAGCCAGACCCAGCAGGAGCUGCGGGCUGCACGCACGGCCCAGAAAGACGUGGUCUCCGACUUGCAAGCACUGGGCAACAGGGUUGAAAGUAUGACGGAUGAUAUGCGGGCGGCCCUGGUCCCGCUGGUCAACAAGCUGCUCUUUGGUUCGUCGCUGGACAGCACAGAGGUACCAUCAGGGCAAGUGCUGACAGCACAGCUGGUGCAACGCAAGGAACUGGAAAACCUUCUUGCAGGCUUGGAGAAGAAGAUUCUCACAGGUCUUUCAUACAACACCGGUCAGCCAACAGAGCAAAAUUUGGCACUUGUCAGGGCAGGGAUUUUUCAGGAAGUGAAAAACGUUGUGGAUCGUGCCCUGGAACUGUACAGUGCUGAUCGGAUUGGAUUGGUGGAUUACGCACUGGAAUCUGCUGGUGCCAGUGUAAUCAGCACUCGCUGCUCGGAAACCUUUGAGACCAAGACGGCUCUUCUUAGUCUAUUUGGAGUUCCACUGUGGUACUAUUCCCAGUCUCCCAGGGCUGUCAUUCAGCCGGAUGUUCACCCUGGGAAUUGUUGGGCAUUCAAAGGCUCGCAAGGCUUUGUUGUCAUUCAGCUUGCUGCUCGAAUCAGGCCCACGGCCUUUACCCUAGAGCACAUUCCAAGGUCAAUUGCUCUCCUUGGCUCAACCAGCAGCGCCCCUCGCGACUUCUCAGUUUUUGGCUUAGAUGAUGAGGAUCGGGAUGAAGGGUUCCUGUUUGGACAGUACACCUAUAACCAAGAAGCGGAUCCAAUCCAGACAUUCCAGGUGCAGAAUGAAGAUCUUGCAGCCUACCAAGUCAUUGAACUGAGGGUGAAUAGCAACUGGGGUCAUCCUGAAUACACCUGCCUCUACCGAUUCCGUGUCCAUGGAGAGCCAGUGAUGUAACUCCAGCAGUCUGCCAUCCUGCAUCCUACAGCCCUUCAUCGACCUGGCCAGGUUUUAUUUAAUGCACAUCUGAAGCUUCAGUGCUGGUGAUUGCUCUAACUGCUGCCCAAUCUCUGCUAUGUUGCUUAUUGCAAAUAAAAAAAAAGCCCAUUUUACAGGAAGGAAAUACAGAGGUACUUAGUGGAAUGUAUUGAAAAGAAACACUCAGUUUCAAGAUUGUGAAUAUCCUAAGCCAUGAAUAAUAUGGAGAAGUGAUUGGAAGAAAUCUAUUGUGUGCCAUUAUUUAUGAUGCACUGUUCAUGAAAUUUUACCCUAUCACAUUGCACCUUUCAGAUUGAAUUUCCACCUGUUCAUCCCAAUGGAAAAGUUUGAGCAUGUAUUUUUAUUAUGGAUUUUGAACACAUGCAAUGGUUUUAAACUUCUUGUACUGGACAUUAAAGUAAUUCCAUAACAUUGAUUCAAAGUUGAUUUCCUAUCAACUGCAGCAAUGAAAUACAAGGAAACACUGGCAAACAAAGUCUCACUUUUUUUUAAGAAAGAGGCAUCUGGGCUUUUCCUCUUUUGUAAAUAGCCAUUAACUUCUGCUGGGUAUAUAGUUUGCAAAUGGUAGAAUAUUUGUAUUUGCUGGAAGAAAUGUUAUCAUGCACCCGACUGAAAUUCUAAUACCAUUCCCACGCACAUUCCAGCCAGUGGAUGGACCAGUGCGGGCAUUGUGUCUGUCAGGAAUAAACUGUUACCAUGCUGUGGGAACACUCAUUCUGAUCAAGCGUCCAAUUGCACUGCCAUUAAAUCGGUACUAUUUUAACUAAAAUUAAUAAUUUUCAGAAGCUGAUAGUUGACAUAAAUCUACCCCACCUCACAGACCUUUAACAAGAAUAUUAUGCAAGCUUGUCAGCACAAUACACAAAGACCUCUUGGCUUGGUGUAGAACUUAGAAGAAUGCCAACAUUCCCAGGAAUUUUGGGAAUCUUUAUAAGAAUUCUAAUUCCUGCUAUUCAGAUGGCCUGGAUGAACCAAGAUUAAUCACUGUCUGAAAAUCCACAUUGCUUUUGUUUGUGUAUGUGCAUGGGAAGUGAACAAAGCUGGUAAGAUUGUCCAUUGCUAGCUGCUUUAACAGACACACUUAUCUGGACUGGAGUUCUUCACCACAAUAUAACUCUGACAAAUUACCAACCUUUUACUGAUUUUUAUUUUGAGCUGCUCAGUUACUUAAUUUCUUGCAUUUUCUAUUAAGAUUCUAAUUGCCCAUUCAGUUAUUUAACCACAGUUCUACUGCUGUUGAGGCUUCAUGGUCCCGUACACAGGACCAGUACACUGCCCAGUAAAGUUUUUCCAAAAUCUGCAUCUUUCUCUUGGCAUCAGCUAGGGUGUGGUGGGUUUCUGUCGAACUUGUUACUUAGUGGUUCAAUUACUAAACAAGUCAGAAUAGCAAGCCCUUUGUUACAGUUUGGGACAAGAUGUUUUGGCUGUUUAUGCAUUUGUAAAAGUUUUCUUUGUGCUUGGCUCACCCACCAUAAAGGUUAACAAUCAGUUUAUCUUUGGCAACUAAUUAAUUUCCUCAAAUAUCCAGUUGAUUGCUGAAGCACUCGGAAUUUCAAAGCAAGAUGCAGAAAGGGCUAAUUUCCCAUUUUUGAAUUAAUGGUCAAAGUAUUUAUUAUUAUUCUUGUACCCAAAAAAAAAUGAAAUCCAGUAUUAAUGGUUCAAUGACUGGUGGAAGGAAAUCUUUCUAUCCCUUGUGUGUACUGUAUGUCCAUGACAAUUUGGUAUAUACUCUGACUCUUAAUUGUCCUCUGUAAUGGUUUAGCAAUCGAGACUUGCCAAAUCAUAAAUGAGUGAUCAAAAAAAAGUAUGGUUCACCACCAUCUUGAUGACAAUUGAGGAAAGGUUAUAAACUUUCAUCGUGUCACCGACUCCUAUCUGGACUGAUCUAAAUCGUUAUAGAUGCAAGGUCUUGUUUACUGAAGUUUAACCACAGAGAGUAGGCCCCACCAGUUAUUCCCCAAUGUUAAAAAUGAUAUUUCAUCAUAGCCCGUGGACACAUUCACUCUAUGCAUUUGACCUGCAAUACUCUUCCAAUGUUGACUUCCACUGGAGUUCCAAAAAUUCAAAUAAAAGGAUAUAUCUUUUUCUUGUAUUGUUGAGCAAAAGUAACAUGUUGGGGAAAAUAUUCAGGGGUUCAGCUUCCACUAACCAAUGUUAAUUGUGACAUUACAUAAGAGGAUGCCUACAAAUCUUGUUUCAUUCGGGCAUUUGAUAUUGUAAAGAUUUUUAUGAUUUACUAUCGUGUACAAUGGAGGAAUUUUUAAACUGGGAUUAUGAAAUCAAUGAUAGUUUUGAAUUUUUUUCCAGACCUGCAUAUUUGUACAGUGUGUGACAUUCAAUGUAUUAGAUUCUGAAGUGCAAUACUCAGUGCAGUUAAAGUAUACUUAUUUUAUAUUUAUUAUUUAACAUUGUUAUCUUGAGUUUUCAUUAUUUUAAAACCAGUAUUUCUGGAAACAUUUCAGGAAAAGAGAAAAAAAGCAAGUCAAUUCAAUUGUUUAUAAGCAAGUACUGAAGGAAAAGCAAAAAAAAAUCUUAAAACUGUAAUGAUUAGACUUAGUAGGAUCAACAGAGAAAAUUUUUUCAGUUAAUGACUUUUCAUUAGAAAUGUUAACUGUUUUACCCCAGCAUAGAUCCUACCAGACCCGAGUGCUUCCAGUAUUGUCUUUAUUUAGAGUAUUAAUAGAAACGUAAGCAUGCUCUCCACUGCCUUGAUAUGUGCUCAUCGCCAAUAUUGAAUAGGGUUUGUAGAUCAACAGGAAACAUCGUGCUGCCUUUCAAUUUCUUUUAUAAAAUUUCAUCUAAAUGAUAAGUUUGUCUCUGGCAAAACCAGAAUUUAUGGACAUCCCUAUUUGCCCUAGAGAAGGCACUGACGAGGUACCAACUUCUCUCUCUGCAUUCCUGGGGAAGCUGCUCUCAGUUCCUGCUGAACAGGAUUUACAACAUUUAAAUUUAGGGAUGAUGUACUUCUGUCAGAAUGGUGUACGAGUUGUUAUGGUGGUGUGUUCUCACAUCUACACUCUUGUCCUCCGUGUUAGAGGUAUUAAAUAUUGUCCAAGUAGCCUGUGUGAGUAAUUGUAACUUGUUUUGUUGAUGAUACAGACUGCAGCUACAGUGUGUUGUUGGUAGAGACAAUGAUACAGCAUGAUACUUUGUCAUUGGUGUUGAACGUGUGUUGUUGGAGCUGCACAUGCAAAUUUAUGGGGAUUAUUCCAUCAUGCUGCUGAACUAUAAAUGGUGUCAGGCGGUGAGGCACUUGGUGCAGGACUGUCAAUCUAGCCUGCUGUUUGUCUGGUAUUUCCCAUAUCAGCCAGUGCUUGCACGCAACCUUUUUUUUGCUCUGUGCAGGUGUGGAUUGUUUCAUCGGCGGAGGAACUGCAAAUGGAAGUAAACACUAUACAAUCAUUUGUACACUCAUACUUCUGAUCUUAUCAUGGAAAGUCAGUCAUUGAUGAAAUAGUUAAACUAGUUGGGCCUUGCAGACAGCACACUAAUGUUUAACGAAGUAUCAGAUGUGCUAAACUAAAUUUGAUCUCUAGGAAGCAUCUUGGACUAUGUUACUACAUUAAAAGUACUAUUCAGGUGGGAGUGGUAAUUAUAAACUAGAAGGACAAGAUGUAUUUUAGCUUAUAAAGAGCACUGCUGUGAUCUCACCUGGUGUACUGUGUAUUGGAAUAAGCUCAUUUAAGGAAGGUUCUUGAUAGACUGGAAGCAAUUCAGAGAAGAUUUAUUGAACCAAUGCCUAGCAUGGGUUGCCCCUGAAUGAGGAACAGUUGGAAAAGGAGGCUUGUAUCUCCUGCAGUAUUUUUCAGAGCAGGAGGAGACUUCUUUGAAACAUAAAUGUUCCUGAGAUGUUUUCUCUCCUGAGAGAAGUUAGAAUUUUGAGGAUCAGGACCCUUGGGAACUCCAUCCUCAAAAGGCAGAGGCAGAGUCCUGGAAUAUUUUUAAGGCAGAGGUAGACAACUUCCUGAGGAACAAGGCAUAAUGUAGAUAGAUGGGAAUGCAAAGCUGAGGUUACUAUUAGAUAAAAACAACAGGAAUUCUGCAGAUGCUGUAAAUUCAAGCAACAUACAUCAAAGUUGCUGGUGAACGCAGCAGGCCAAGCAGCAUCUAUCGGCCUGAAACGUCGACUGCGCCUCUUCCUAUAGAUGCUGCUUGGCCUGCUGCGUUCACCAGCAACUUUGAUGUAUGUUACUAUUAGAUAAGCCAUGUUCUUGUUAAAUUGUGGAGGAGGUUUGAGAGGUGCAGUGGCCUGUCCUGUGCCUAAUUUGUAUGCACAUUUGUAUGAUUUGUAACAAAUAUUAAGAGCUACAGGUUUCCGUAACUUAAGUCAGUUUGGUGUAUGUAGUCUAUUAAUGACUGCAAGUUUAAAUCUAAUUGAAUGUUGUUCUGUUCACCCAGUAUGCAUUUAACUUCCCUGCCAGUAAAUGGAAUUACCAGUGGAAGUGCUAGUGUACCAGACAAACAAAUGUCAUCUAACUUAAUUUGAUUUUUUUCUUCACAAAUCGGGCAGUGAUUUAUAGAAUUGCAUGCCAGUAGCACAUGAUAUAUUUUAAAAAUGCUUAAAGACCUGAGUCAGUUCAAACACCAGCUGCCAUGCUGACUACAAAGCUUAAUUGCUCUUAUACAAGAUCAUGAAAUCACUUGCAUAACUGCUUUCAACAUGCAUCUGCUACAAGGCCUUCCAGCUUAGUAUCCAUUGCUACACAGUUAUAUGGUUCAGAAUGAAAUUAUACAUCUCCUCAAAUUUUUAACUAUGGGACAGCAGCCACUUAACCUAAGUCAAUUGAAGAAAGAAAUCUGGCUAAAAAUACAUUAGGAGCUUGAUGCAAUUUAUUCUUUUGAUCCUUUUGCAUCACUGUUCUGAUUUGUGUUUGUCAAAAUGAUUUUGUUCAUGGAUGGGAAAUGCUUCAUAAACUCAUGGAACAGGGAGAACAGGCCAAAUUGUGAAGUAGAAAUGUCUAUUUAAGGAAAGUCCAUUUAGAACACAAACACAGAGCUUUGAGGAAGGGUAAAUGCAAAAGUAGGUACUUUCUGCAAUAACAUUCCCAUUCAACAGACAUCCAGUGUAAAUCUAACAUGCCACCAUCAUCAUCAUCUGAAGGUCCACAUUGAAAUGGUGUUUCUGGUUUACUUUCCUAUAGCAGCACCUGCUUUAAGGUACCCUACCUGAGGGUCUACCUAGGCCUUUGCAUGAUUGUCUAUUUACCUUCCUCAACAAUCAUGUGACAGUAAUGUCCCAGUAUCAAAGAGACACUGAUUGAGGGUGAGGCCUUAUCCUCUGCCCACACAUUUAGUGCUUUACCCAUGAUCAGAAAUGGUCAACAAUUUUGCCUGUUGCUAGACACAAUUUACUCUGCUGUUUCUCUGAGCUUUUAGAGAAAUGCAGUUCAACUGCACCAUUAAUUGCAAAACAUUUUAAAUUUAUUUACUCUAUGGUACACAAGAUUCUUCCAAAUUAUUAAAAUUAAAUUGUUGCCAAGCGCUCACUAGCCAUCGGAAUGAAACUUAAAGUAGUUUAGGAUGUUAUCUUUCAGCAUCAUGGACUAUUUUGAACACGACAUUUGGACUGGAAUCCUGCCAUGCAUUCUUGAAAAUAAAUUGUCGACUGGUGUACUGAUUGGCAGCCUAACCAAGAAGUUUCCAAUGGCCAGUGUGAAAAAUGGAAGUAAUGAACUGAACAAGAAUUUGAGAGUUUGGUGUAUGCUCAUUGAAGGUUGCAUUCAUGUGCAUCCCAUAUUGUACUAUAGCUAUCUGGAAAUGAUUCUUAAAGUCAGGAUUUAUUUCUUAAAUUUAUUCCAUUUGAUUUGUGGUUUGUUUUAAAGCAGCAAUUGUCAGAAAGCAUCGGGGGGGGGGAAGAGGCUGAGAGCAGAGAUGGAAAAUUCCUCACACUUGUACAUUGCUGCCAUGUUGAUUUCAUUGUAUAAUCUUGUAUUUUCCACUAGCAUCAGUAAGAUUAAGAUUGGAAUUUUCUAAUUUUGUUCUCCUUCCCCAUACUAUUUAUUUCCUGUGGUUAUAAUAUAAUGGAAAAUGUCAUAAGAACAAUGUUAGUCGCCAAGUAGUCUAGCUUAAAGACCAGCAGUAUUAACUGUAUCUGCUAUAUGUAUCAUGAGGCAAUAUUUGCACUACUAUGCUAUUGCACUGCUCACAGGCACCUUUAAGAUUUAUUAAAGGAUUUGUCACAAUGAUUCAAAAAGAACCAGCAAAAUGAAAUUAAACUAUUGCCAGCUAAUGUUAAAUAAUUAUUGUAUUGAAGUAUUAAUUUAUUGAUAGGGCUACCAUCUAUAGAAAUGGGGACAUCAAAAGAUUUAUUUCUUAAAAUUGGUCUGCUUUUUUAAAAAAUGCUAUAGUUGAAGAAGCAAGAGUCAUCCAUGCUGUGCAAUGCAGUAGGUUUUAGCCAAAAUGAAUAUUAAAAUCACGAUAGAGGAGCUAAACAUUGCAUUUCUCUCCCAAUAUGCCUAAUAAUAUUGUUUGAUUUUAUUGCAACGUGCAUUUAAUGUAAUGUGAUAAAAUAAUGCUUUGAUUCCUGAUAAUAUAUACAAUAUUUUACUUUAAAGCUUUCAAAUGAAAUGCAAAACUAACAGUAUUUUUUUCAUUCUGCUUAUUGUUUACAAUAAAAAAAUCAAAUACACCUUGUAUGUAUUAUAAACUCAGUUCCAGCGUGAUGUAACUACUUGAUCAAUGCAAACAUUUUCUACACCACUCAAAGAGUUUUGAAAGUUAUUUUUUUAAUUUUUUUCUCUUAAUUUACUGAUGUUUUAUUGUUUGCACUGCUGAGAAAUAAAGCUUCAAAUGCAUU
Molecule: messenger RNA, 9361 nt
Organism: Mobula hypostoma (lesser devil ray)
Lineage: Eukaryota; Metazoa; Chordata; Chondrichthyes; Myliobatiformes; Myliobatidae
Gene: sun2
Product: Sad1 and UNC84 domain containing 2
Exons: 18
Coding region: 391-2523 (710 amino acids)
Cellular component (GO): meiotic nuclear membrane microtubule tethering complex; nuclear envelope
Molecular function (GO): protein-membrane adaptor activity
Source: RefSeq, a predicted model, not a curated record